AUGGAACAGUCUGCAGGUGAUACAACUAGUUCAUCAUAUACAGGUUCACGUUUUCUUAGUCCUGUUGCUAAUAUGGUCGGUCUAACAGUUGAUCAAUUCAAUUUUAUUUUCUCUGAAUUAUUGUCAUUAAUUCUUGCCAUGUGUUUUCGACGUUUUCUACCUCCUAAACCAAGCAAUAUACUGCCGAGACAUUUAGUCGCAAGUCUUAUUGGCAUAGCUCUUUGUCAUUUCUGUUUUGGCUCACAAAUAUGGCAUAUAAUUGUGCAAUCAUCUGUCGUAUAUCUAAUGUUUUAUGUCAUUCAUCCUAAACAUUCAUAUCUUGUUAUAUUUAUCUUUUGUAUGGUUUAUAUGAGUGCAGUUCAUAUUCAUCGUUUAAUAUAUGAUUAUGGAAAUUAUACACUUGAUAUAAGUGGACCAUUAAUGAUAAAUACUCAAAAAUUAACAGCACUUGCUUUUGCAUUCUAUGAUGGUUAUCGUUCAAGACAACGUGCUCGACGUCGAAGACCUGAUGAAGAUGAUGAACAUACAGCAUUAAGUGAAGAUCAAGAAAAACAAAAAAUAACGGAUCUACCACAUCCUAUUGAAUAUCUUAGUUACAUAUUUUAUUUUCAUGGAAUAUGUGCUGGACCAUUAUGUUUCUUUAAAGAUUAUCGAGAUUUUAUUGAAGGACGUAAUUUACUUGUUAUACCAACAGGUGAAACAACGAACAAAUACACCAAUGAACAACAUCAACCAUUGAAAAUAGAACAACCAUCUAUAUUUUGGCCUGUAUUCACAAAAGUCGCACAAAGUGUUAUUUGGGUUUAUAUAUUUAUGGCUUAUACACCAUAUUAUCCACUAGAAUAUAAUUUAAGUCAAGAAAUGAUUAAUUCUUCAUGGUUUAAACGAUUUUAUUUUCUUGUAUUUUCAGUAUUUUGUGUUCGAGUAAAAUAUUAUUUUGCAUUUAUUUUAUCAGAAGCUGUUAAUAAUGCAGCUGGUCUUGGUUUUAAUGGUUUUGAUAAAAACGGAGUACCACGAUGGGAUCUUUUGACAAAUGUUAAACCACUUCAAUUAGAAUUAGCAACAAGUUUAAAAGUAAUUUUAGAUGUAUGGAAUAUACAAACAGCUAUAUGGCUUCGUCGUGUUUGUUAUGAUCGAUUAUAUAAAGGUCGAACAUUAGGAGUUUUUGUUCUUUCGGCACUUUGGCAUGGUUUCUAUCCUGGAUAUUAUGUGAGUUUUAUCUUAGCAGCAUUCCAAACGUAUGCUGGUCGUGGUAUUCGCCGACAAAUACGUCCAUAUUUUCAAAAGAAUCAAAUUACAAAAUAUAUUUAUGCAUGUCUGACAUGGUUAGGUACUCAAAUAGGAUUAUAUUUUAUUGUAACACCAUUUAUUUUAUUGGAAAUUCGUAAAGCUUGGUAUUUUUAUAAAACAUGGUAUUUUAUAAUACCAAUUAUGUCAAUUAUUCUUGCAUUAGUAUUAAAUGGUGCCAGUUCGAAACCUAAGAAAAAACAAGAACAACAACUAGAAAAAGAAAAAAAAACAUUAAGUUAA
Molecule: messenger RNA, 1530 nt
Organism: Rotaria sp. Silwood2
Lineage: Eukaryota; Metazoa; Rotifera; Eurotatoria; Philodinida; Philodinidae
Source: the annotation of a GenBank genome assembly